CGCGCCCCCCCGGGACCUCUGCGCGCCCCACAUGGAGGCGCGCGCGCUGGCCGAGGCGGACGCCGCCGGCCCCCGAGAAAGACCCGCGGAGCCCACCGCGGACGCGCCCGAGCCCGAGCUGCUCACCUACCGGCCGGAAGAUUUCCACAUGCGGGCCACCGUGGGGACAGGGACGUUCGGGCGCGUGCAGCUAGUCCAGGAGAAGACGAGCAAGCAUUUCUUCGCCCUGAAGGUGAUGACCAUCCCCGACAUCAUCCGCCUGAAGCAGGAACAGCACGUCCACAAUGAGAAGUCGGUGCUCAAGGAAGUCAACCACCCGUUCCUGGUCAAACUGUUCUGGACGGGCCAUGACGACCGCUUCCUCUACAUGCUGAUGGAGUUCGUGCCGGGCGGCGAGCUCUUCAGCUACCUGCGGAACCGCGGCCGCUUCACCAGCAACACCGGGCUGUUCUACGCGGCCGAGAUCGUCUGCGCCAUCGAGUACCUGCACUCCCGGGACAUCGUCUACAGGGACCUGAAGCCGGAGAACAUCCUGCUAGACAGGGACGGCCACGUCAAGCUCACCGACUUCGGGUUUGCCAAGAAGCUGGUGGACAAGACGUGGACCCUCUGCGGGACCCCCGAGUACCUGGCCCCCGAGGUCAUUCAGAGCAAGGGCCACGGCCGAGCGGUGGACUGGUGGGCGCUCGGCAUCCUGAUAUUCGAGAUGCUGUCGGGGUUUCCUCCGUUUUUCGAUGACAACGCCUUUGGCAUUUAUCAGAAGAUUCUUGCUGGCAAGAUAGACUUCCCCAGACAUUUGGAGUUCACUGUCAAAGACCUCAUCAAGAAACUGCUUGUUACCGACAGGACAAAAAGACUGGGAAACAUGAAGAACGGAGCCGAGGACGUCAAACAGCACCGGUGGUUCCGGCUCGUGGACUGGGGCGCGGUCCCCGAAAGGAAGCUGAAGCCCCCCAUCGUCCCCAAGCUGUGCGGUGAAGACGAUACCUCCAACUUCGAAGCGUAUCCCGAGAACGACUGGGCUUCUGCCCCGCCGGUGUCACAGAAAGAGCUGGAUGUCUUCAAGAAUUUCUGAGCUCGGGACUCCCCCGCCUGGAAGACACAGGGUGAUCUGAGCCUGCCGGGACACACAGUGGCCCCCGCCAUGGGUCGGGGUCGGCCCCCAUGGCCGGCCGGAGGAAGCAUCUUCUUCUUGGAGUGAGGAUGUUUCCGCCUUUGUAUACGCCCGGAUGUGUAUAAAGAGAUUGCAGAGCUGUUGACGUUCGUGGCCCUGGAAUUAUUUAAUCUACUGGAAAUCGACUGCACAGUAGGACACUUUGAACAUUUCGUUUGGUUGUAGGUUUUCUGCUUUUUAGCCCUGUGUGUUCCUACUGGAAUAUCUUGGUUUCGUUUUUUUUUUUUCCCUCAUAGACUUGACUUUUUAUGUUUGAGCUGAACUUGUUCAGAUUUAACCACAAAUUUUGUGUGUGUGUGUGUGUGUGUGUGCGUUUGCUCAUGUCUGUAUAAAAAAGGCGGUAUGCUUGGAGCUCAGAAAUUGUGUAGUGAUGUACAUGUUCCUACUUUCCAGAGAUAAUAUUUAUGUUUCAGAUUUUUCUUUUUUUUUUUAAUGAAUCUGUUCUCUUGCCGGACACAAUUUUAAAAGUUAUGAUAUAUGCAUUUUUUAUCAUCUUAUAUGCAUUUUAUGGUUAUAUCCUAUGACGGUCUGUAUCCAGUAUGUUUAGUGGUUUAUGUUUGGCAGCCUGGGGUCUUGAAACCAGAAUGCAAAGGAAGGAGAUGUGAGUUUGAAUUUUACUGCAAGACUAAGCCACUGACCGCAAAUGCUUUUCGAGGAAUUUUGUCUGUGGCGUUAAAAAAAAUUUCAGACUCUGUAGGGAGAUGGCUAGCUGUUCGUAUUCCAGGUUCAAUUCCUGGACCAAACAUGCAUGUCCUGACAUGGAAGAGUCUCUUUUCAGCAUUGGCUUGAGGAACUUAACGCACAUGUUUUCCUUUUCCCCUUUGGUUUUGGGAAAAGCAAGGAACGGCAGGGACACGAUGGAACCGUUGGACCCUUCCUCAUUUCUGCUUGCUUUCACUUCUCCUCCUCAGCGUUCGCUGUGUUUCUGGUUUCACAGAUACACCGGGCCUGUGCCGAACAAGCCUGGGGGAAGCUUUCCUUUUCCCUUUGGGCCCGAGGGGCGGGGGAGGACCGUGGACCCUGUGGAUCAGGAACGCUGGGUGUUGAGCGUGUCGCCGUGGGCGAGGGUUGCUGUUGACGUUUGCGUCCCCCCAGGAGCAGGGCGUGGUCAGAGGCGCCUCACUCCAUGCCUUCUUAACCCUCCUCUCUUGCUUCUGCUUUCUGAUGCUGACCUUUGCUGUGAAAAACACCUCAGCGGGCUGUGCUUCUUCUGUCGACUCAGCUGGAAAGACAAGCGUGGCUCGGACCUGUUGUGUAAAAUCCGGUCGUAGGGUCCAGCCAGGCCCUUCCCCGGCGGAGGUCUGUGCAUUGAAGCAGUCGAGCCUUCAGUGGCUGCAGGGGAUCACCCGCUAGACCUCCGAGACCCCCCCGACCCCCAGGCCCUCCCUGCACCCUCGCUUUCCCCGCGCGGAAAGGUUCAGCUCCCCUGCCCACAGGGUUGCAGGCGGAGUGUGCCCUCGGGAUGUGUUGCUGCAAAGGGUUGGGUGCGCCCUCAGCUCUCAGCUGCUCAGGUCUCUGCAACUCAGGUAUCCUUGGGUCACCUGGUCAGUUCUUUGCUGUCGACACUGUUUCUUCCUGUGCUGGGGGCCGGAAAGCUGCGUUUUCCCCAGCUUUUGCUUCCCUUGCUUCUGCAGGCACACCUAGGGGUGUGGAGAGCUGCUGUUUGGGAAAGUCAUAACAGUUUUUUUUUUUAACGUAGCACAAAUGUCAGGGGACAUACACGUAUAUGUCAGAUUUGACCAGUUGCACCCUGAAGAAUGGAUGCUUUUGAACUGUGGUGUUGGAAAAGACUCUUGAGAGUCCCCUGGACUUGCAAGGAGAUCCAACCAGUCCAUCCUAAAGGAAAUCAGUCCUGAGUGUUCAUUGGAAGGACUGAUGCUGAAGCUGAAGCUCCAAUACUUUGGCCACCUGAUGGUGCAGAGCUGAGUCAUUGGAGACCUUGAUGCUGGGAAAGACUGAAGGCGGGAGGAGAAGGGGACCACAGAGGAUGAGAUGGUUGGAUGGCAUCACCGACUCAAUGGACAUGAGUUUGAGCAAGCUCCAGGAGUCGGUGAUGGACAGGGAGGCCUGGCGUGCUGCAGUCCACGGGGUCGCAAAGAGUCGGACACAACCGAGCGACUGAACAGCAAGAAGCAACUCCUGGAUCAGAAGACAAGGGGUGUGUGUGCUUGGAGGAGCUAUGAAGGGAAAUGACACCUAUAAAAGCUUUGAGCCGAAGGUGCUAAAUCACCCCCUUCUCGUAAAUGACCUCAUCUUCAAAGAGCAGUCCAUUCCGUAGGCGAGAGUGAGUCCAAGAUUUAAGUAAAAUAAACCUUACAAUGGGCAACUCAUUAAAAAUUUACUUUCAAAGGGUGCACUUGGACAGAUGUUCCCAGAGAGCUGUUAUUUUGAGUCUGUGCUUGCCCAUCACCGCGCUCUUUGGAUUAAACGGUGAGCCAGCUGGGACUGAAAUUUUAUCAUGCCAUUUCUGAGCUAUUACGUCGUUGAAUGUUAGAAGGUUAAAUGAGCAGCGGGAACCUGCACAGAGAUAGAGACCCAUGAGGAAAAGCAUUAAGUCUUGUGUCCUCUGACUGUAAAAAUAAAUGACUGUUAUUUGGAGCCUUCUGCUUAAGAAAAUACAAAAUAAAUGAAACACCUUUCUUGAACACAAUACAAAAGUUGUAAAUACAGACAUUGAUCCCGAUGCAUAUUUUUUUGGCUUGGUUCUCCCUCUCCAGGAUGUAAUUUAUGAGAUGAAAAUAGCACAAGAAUGCAUGAAAAUGCGUUGCCUUAAUUUUGAAGAACUAUGCAGGGCAAACAAAGGUUCAAAUACCAUGGAUGGCUUGCUGCUUUAUAAAAACAUGGUCGUUGACCAUCAGCCAUGCAAAGCAGAUUGGAAAGGAAGAGGAAUUUCAACACUGCCAGAUGGGGUUCACCUCACCUUUGACACCCCUGGUGUCCAUUUAGUCGUCGAGAGCUUCAUGUGCUGGUGGCUGGGCCGUAAAUUAAAUGGGCUGACAUCAUGCAAUGCUGGGCGUGAUCAAAAUGAGUCUUAAAAGACAUGGACGGCUCACUGCCCUAUACCACCAGAAAAUCGUUCACUCCCUGGAGGCAUUCUGUGAUGUUGGAGUCUUGGAUCAAAAAUAAUCAGGGUGUGCUAGGUUUUGAAGAAAGUUCACGACCACCGUGACAACAUUCCUUACCGGAAAAGGAGAGAUCUGUUUUUUGUUUGCUGCCGUUUGACAAGUUGGCAAUAUCUCCUUAAAUGACAAUACUCUUUAAGAAGUCUUGGGGCUCCCCCCACCCCAUCCCUGGUGGACCAGUGGUUAAGACUUCACCUUCCAAUGUUGAGGGGGGCGGGGUGUGAGUUUAAUCCCUGGUCGGGGGAGCUGAGAUGCCACAUGCCUUACUGUCAGGAAGCCAAAAAUAUAAAGCAGAAGCAAUGUCACAAAUUCAGUUAAGACUUUAAAAAUGGUCCUUAUCCUCCCCUCCCCCGCCCCGAAAAAAAAUUCUUAUAAAGUCUUUAGGAAAUGCAUUGAUUUCAAGAGGUGGAUCGGGGUGGGUCUUGGUUUCCUCAGGGAAAAAAUAAAGCCAGCCUGCUUUGAGAGCUAUCUGUAAAAACGGAGGAGAUAAAAUGCUAGCCAGUCAGCAUAUGGCCCGUGGUCCCGGCAGUUGGGAUAUCCCACUCAGCAGUGAUGUAUCAUUGGCCAGCAGUGGGAAAACAAAUAAAAAACAGAAAAACCAUGAUUUCUGCUGGCGAUUUGUCAAAAUAUGCAAAGGAAAAAAAAAAUUAAAAAAACCAGUAACAGAUAACCGGCGUGCACGUCACACCAUCACGAUGCUUUAAAACUCCUCCCAGUCUUGCUCCUCAAGCAGGUUUGGCAUCACCUGUUUUUCACCGUCUCAGGCGCUGUUUGCUUUCCUUCUCUCCAUCUGUACAUCAAGACCAACCUGCCACCCCUCCAAGUCAGCAGAAGCGCCAGGCGGUUGAGUGAUAUGAUAGGCACCCCACCCGGGGGAACCCUGAAGGCUGCGUUUACACUGUAGCUUCAGCUGCAGGAAAGAUUGGAAUUUUUUUUUUUUUUUUUGGUCCCUAGCCCUUUGAUUUUGCAUUACAAAAUUGACUGCAUCAUGUAAGUCUUUCCGUCGCUCCCAAUUGAGAUUAAAAUGAGGUGCCUGUCUUGUUCUUUUUUUCUUCCCGUGGCACCUCUGCCUGGCGCCGUAUUCUAUACCUGCUGAAACAUCGUGUAUACUGUACACUCCUUUAUCAGAUUCUGACUAAUCAGUUCAGCUUGAGUGGGCGUUGCUGACUCACCAAGAACAAAAGAGAAAAAGCGAUUGUACGAUUGUCUUAAAUAAUAUAUUUGAGUCUGUGUGUGUGUCUGUCUGUGUCUUGGUGGAGGUUGAGUGGUGGGCGAUGCUUCCACCAAGCGUCACGUUUUCAUACCGAGCUUGUUCCUGCUGACCCCGUGUGGUCACCACCACACGCUACCCUUGAUAAUCAGAAAGGAAAUAUUCUGGAACCAUUCCCUCUAAGUUAUCGUGUCUGCAUUCGUUUUCUGUUGAUACUCUCUUUGAUCUUCCGUGGUGGACUCCUGUGUUAUUUAAAUAAAACUCAUGGCACAUGUGUGUUUUUUUUUUUUUUUUUUUGAAACUGGGAUCAGAACCAUUUCUGCUCACCGGCUGCCUUUCCUGGCUCCCCGAGACGCUUUCUCUGGCUCUGCGGGGCGGUCAGAGGUUCCUUCUUUGCUCCAGGGAUGAAGCAUCCAGGGCUGGUGUUCCUCCUUCCUGCUCAAGUCAUACCGGGAGCCCCACCCUGAUCGUUUCAGCUUCUCAAGUGGUUUAAAAAAGAAAGAAAGAAAAAAAAAAAAAUCCUGUUUCUACACGUCUCCAUUCCUUGCACAAUGAAAAUCACUGUGAUUUGUAUAUACAUAUAUAUAUAUAUAUACACACCCGGGGAAGAUUUUACUGCUGUCUAAUUUAUGGAAUGAUACCAUUGAUUCCAGGUUCCUUUAAUAAAACUUUGUAUCUUUUAAGAUAGAA
Dama dama (fallow deer) is the source of this 6196-nucleotide messenger RNA. RefSeq names its product protein kinase cAMP-dependent X-linked catalytic subunit (gene PRKX). The coding region runs from base 32 to 1075 and encodes 347 amino acids. The record is from RefSeq and is a predicted model, not a curated record. Lineage: Eukaryota; Metazoa; Chordata; Mammalia; Artiodactyla; Cervidae. Gene Ontology annotation, biological process: protein phosphorylation. The transcript is spliced from 9 exons. Gene Ontology annotation, molecular function: protein serine/threonine kinase activity; ATP binding.